Messenger RNA from Hordeum vulgare subsp. vulgare (domesticated barley), 1511 nucleotides. RefSeq names its product protein COFACTOR ASSEMBLY OF COMPLEX C SUBUNIT B CCB4, chloroplastic. The coding region runs from base 293 to 1168 and encodes 291 amino acids. Gene Ontology annotation, biological process: cytochrome b6f complex assembly. Gene Ontology annotation, cellular component: chloroplast. The record is from RefSeq and is a predicted model, not a curated record. The transcript has 10 exons. NCBI's taxonomy places the organism in Eukaryota, Viridiplantae, Streptophyta, Magnoliopsida, Poales, Poaceae.
CACGUUCAAAGGCUCAAAGCUCCCGAAUCUCUAGCAGCAGCCGCUCCAGGUCCUCGCACGAGCUCCCGCCUUCCUUCGUCCCGCCAGCCGCUUCCGCCGCCAACUCCUUGGCGCUCCCUCCCCUCCCUCACCGACCGCGCCGGCAAGCACGGCCGCGAGCUCGCCGGAGUCCGGGGCCAGGCCGAGUCGCCGUCGCCAGCCUGCAGCCGGCAGCAGGCCGGCGUGCCCAGCCACCCAGCCUGCUCAGGCCGUCGGCUGCCCCGAUCUGUCCGGAGACCGCAGGCAGAGCCACAUGGAGAUGACCCUGCUGAGAAGCCGCACCAUCGCUCCACUCCCAUCGACGCCCCGGCCGGCCUCCGCCCAGCGCCGCCGCUGCCGGCUUCCCUCCAGAACGGUCUUCCCGCCGCAGCCUCCUCCGCCAGGCCGAGGGGACAGGGUGUGCAGCAGGGCAAUGCGGCAGCGGCAGGAGUGGGUGGGGGACUGGGUCCGGAGCAACGACACGCUCGUCCGCGCCCUCCCCAUCCUCGUCGGCGGCGCGUCGCUCCUCGCCGUGCUCCUCAACCGCGCCGUCUCCGGCAUCGCCGCCGUCUCCGACGCCUCCAGUUCGCAGUCUAGGGCUGACAUACUCACCUUGGCGCUCUCUGUCACUGAUAUCCUUGCCGGCCUUGUUUGGCUGUCAAUCCGCCCGAAAACCAUUUCUCCGGUCGUUCCUCGAGGUGUCGAUUGUAAGCGAGUAGAUGCGGAUGUAUCAAGUUCUGCUCUUCGUGAACUACUUUGGACAUGGGAUUCCCUGGCGGCUGCAACUUGUUGCAAAUCCUUGGUUGUUGUGUAUGGAGGUAAUUGCAAACUUCAAAUUGGGAUUGCUGCUGCCUCUCCAGAAGAUGGUAAUGCUGUUAAUGUCGAUGCACAGAAGUUCAUGCAAGGUUCCCUUUACAAGAGUGCCAUGGAAUCCAAGAAGCAAUCUUAUCUAGCAAAUCUUGCUUUAUAUCCUGGAAGGAUCGAGUUGCCAUUUCUGCCAGCUAACACGCAGGCUCUAAUAUUGCAGCCAAUUGGUGAUAAAGGAAUUGCAGUUAUUGGUGGUGACACUAUAAGGGGGUUCACUAAUCUUGAUCAGGCAUGGAUUGCUAUGAUUGCAGACAAGUUGGAUGCUACAUUGUCAAAGUCUUAAGGAAUUUUGGUGUACCUCCGCCAGUGGGUCGUGCACUAGCAAGCUGUCAUGUCCGAGGCGAAGACACUUUGGAAGAAGAUGAGUUACAUGAGAACGAUCAGUAGUCCUGCUCAAAUCUUGUAUCCACUCCAAUGCGAGAACAUGGUUCAACAUAGAUAUGAGCCUCAUCACUUACGAGGCCUUAAUCAAGGGAUAUUCAGUACUUACAGAUAUGCUGACCUAAGAGCAAGUCUACUAAGAUACAAUCAGCAGACUGUAAGGAUUAAACAAGAAGGAAAAUGGGUUGUAGAUCAAUAGCUAACUGCAACCAAAAAACAUUAUGAGAGUGAGGUGGACAUGUAUA